UUACUUCCGAUUAAUUCUGCGUUACAUUUUAUUUGAUUUACAACUGAAAUACAUGUGAUAGUUUGCAAACUUAGAUGAACAACACUUAGUUUUUAUUAUCUAAGAGCUGAAUUUAUACAUCUCUUGAUUAAUAUACCUGUACUAGGUCGUUAUUCAUGUGAGAGACACUUGUUGCUAACCACGCUAUUGUGUAUCGCACCUUGUCAACAAUCUCCAUUUACGUAGAGAGCAGCACACACGUGCCUUAAGGGUGGCAAAAUGAGUGCCGCGAUGGUUGACAGAAAUCCAGAGUACCCCUCAGCUGAUUAUAGUCGGUCCAUGUACGACUCCAGACCACAGAAUGAUUAUGGACGUCCAUCAUACGACUACAGUCGUCCCACUUAUGAUUCGUACCAGCAACCUGGGGACUAUAACCGAUCAUCCUAUGACCCUCCCCGGGCCCAGGAGAGGUAUGACCAACCCUCACAGUACCAGAGGGCCCCUGACCCACCAGUGAUAACUUCUGGGAUAGUCAGUUUAAGUGAUGAAAAAGCCAAAGAGCGCAAACAUCUGAUACAGAUGGAAAUGCGUAAGGAAUACGAGGACCACAUACGGCGACAAAAGCCUGUGUAUUAUACCACAGGAGCCCCAGAGCAGGGACUCCCCAUAGGAAACUAUGGCCAGACUCGCAAGGUUCUGAACGAUGAACGCCACCGAGACUACAAUAAAUUUAUAAAGGAGAAAGAGGAACAAGUAAACAGACAUCGAGAUGAGGUGUUACAGCAGCGACAAGCCUCACCCCCACGUCAGCCCCAGACUGAGAUGUACGACCACAAUCAGAUGUCACAGACACUCCGGGAGGAGAGGAGGAAAGAGUACAAUGAUUACCUGAAACAGAAGGAGAUUCUGGAGCAUGAAAACGCUCAUCGACCAGUAACUCCCCCUGGUGGCCUGGCUAUAGGGGGAUAUGAUGUAUAUCGCAAUCAACUCAAAGCAGAUAGAGUGCGUGAAUAUAGGGAGUCUUUGCUUAAGCAACAAAAUGAGCAAUGGUUGCAAAGAGCAAAAGAAUUUGAAUUGGACACCUCCCCAAGCCAUGAAGGGCACUUGGAUUCUGAGCGCCCUCUAGUGGGCUCUCCGCGGAACGUAAUCAUAGAUUAUAAAAAACUUAAAGAAGAGCUAAAAGCAGAGCGUAAGAAUGAUUAUAAUCGACUUUUGGAACAGAAAGAGGUUAAUGGUACCCCCCGUGCCCCUCCCACCCCACCUGUGGGCCUCAAUAUACCCACGGAAGCUGAGAGACACAGAAUUGCUGAGCUCAAGAAGAAGCAAUAUCGAGAGGAGUUACUGAGGCAACAAAAAGAGCAAAUUCUGAACCGAGCUCAACACCAACUGGAAAUUCCGGUGAUUGACCGUCGCCAGGCAAUUUCUGACCCCCCACCUCCCCUUGAUUUGUCCCAGGAUCGCCCACCCUCAGGGAGAUGGGACCCUGAUUCUUACAGACAGCCCAAUUUCGGUGCCGUAAAGAGAGUAACAUCCCCCCCACACCAAGCUAACAUCGGCCAUGAUGAUUACGGAUCAUACCGCAGACAGACUGAACAUGAAGUCAGAAACAAGGAGUACAACGAAUUCCUGGCCAAAAAACAAAAUUUGGAGGAUGAGAGGCGGCAAAAAUUAGUGGAGCAGCGUCGACAGGCUCCGGCACCGAUCAUCAAGGGAGACUACUACAGCUCGGAACAGUACGACCACAAAAGGCAGGCACUGAGAGACCAGCAACACAGAGAGUAUCAGAAUUACCUCAAAAGCGAUGAUCUGUUGAAUCCAAUGUGGAAGGGUAAUAUUACCAGCCUCCCUAUGGUAGAAAGUGAGCUCAGGUACAAUGAGUUUCGCAAAAUGCAGGAAAAACAGAGAAAUAGGGACUACAAUUUUCAUCUCAAGCAUGAACAGCAAAGUAAGCGAGCCCCAACACCAGAUUACCUACAGGGGUUACCCCUCAGUCAACGGCAAUAUGAUAACAUGCGUAAAAUGCAGGAAAAACAACGAAAUCAGGAAUACAACCAACUGCUGGCAAAGAAAGGUUUUGAUAGACACCAACCUCCGGAGACAAAUCGGCGACCAGAGCUAGGGAUGAGAAGCGAGUUCCAGGACCAGUUCCAAGACCCUCUGGCUAACAGGAGCACACACUCCUCUGAGAUGGAACAAUAUAUGAGUCGCGUUGACAAUCAGGCCCGAUUUAAUCUGAAUUCACAUAUACAGAUUGCCCCUCAGGCUGUGUCCAGUGAUUAUGCUCGGACCCACAGUGGCAAGCUCCAAUCUUACGGAUUGAUGACAGAAACACAUGAUCAGUUUAGAAGCCCAACUAUUAAAAGACAAGAAAUGUUGGAUCAGCAGGAGCCAGCAGGCAGACAGUCCCAGAGGAAUGUACCCCUGGGGUCCCUAAUCACGGGAGACAGGGUGGACUACCCCAGCAGUGCUAAUGUGAAAUUUAACAAUGAACGUCGCAGGGAGUACAAUGAAUACAUUAAGCCCCAAGAUCUUAAGAACAUCCACAGAAAGAGAGAGGAGGCAAUAUCUAAGAUUGAAUCUGAAGGCAUAGACUUGGACAAAGUCCGAAUCUUCCCUCAGGGAGAAUAUCAAGACAAACACAAACAAUUACAGGAAGAAUGGAGAAAAAACUUCCGCGAUUUCGCUGCUAAGAAGCAUGAAAUAGUAAAGAAAGAGCUAGAGGAACGUGAGCAGGAACUAGCAAAAUAUUACCGUAAGGAGAUAGAUAACCCUCACAUCCUGCCUGUCGGGGAAUACAAGGACAAACAGAAACUUUUCCAGCAGCAGUGGCGAGAGGAAUGUCGGGACUAUUACUCAGGGCACCCUGUGGUUCAGAAGUCAAAAGAGAUUUGGAAGGAGGAUGAACCUGUUCACACCAUACCACAGUCCGGAGAAUACAAAGGUCGCAGAGAAAGGCUGAAUAAUGCACUACGAGAGGAGUUCAAAGAAUAUCUGAGCCAGAAAACUCCCCCUAAAGAGCGGCUUAAAGUGUUUGGGCAGCAAGGGGCCGUCUUGUUUGAUCCACUGUAUAAUAAGGACACCAAGAAUCGAGUUCGAGAGGAGAGGUCCAAAGAUUUCCAGGACUUCCUGGAGAAACAAGAGGCAGAACGAUACAGGAAGCAGGACAACACGCGAUCGGAGAAUCGCAUCGGUUUCAUGUCACAGCUGGGUAAACCUGUGGAGGAGAUCAGAGAGAGGCUCGCUAAGGAGAGGCAUGAGGAUUACAAUAAGUAUCUACAAAGUAAAUAUAACUCACAGUCACAGCAGCGCCCCCUGGAACGACCCAAGUGGGUGGAUCCCAAAAUUAUGGAAGAUAAUUGGCAGAAGGAAGCUGGAGGAUCAAGGUCCAACAGCCGACCACCGAGUAACAAACCAGUCCAAACUCCGACAUACGAGGAGAUGUUACAGAGAAAGAGGAGAGAGGAGGCUUCCUAUAGACGUUAUGAUGAUCCGGAAUAUUCCAGAUCAGGGGAUCCAGGCAGACGACCCAUGCCGUAAAGACCAAGUGACUGAGAUUACGUUCUGAUUUUUGUACAGUAGAACAGAUAGACCGGCACUGCAUGCACCACUUAAUGUGACUCCGUCCAGUAUUAGACCCUAACAAUCGUGUAGAUUUGAGUAUUAACAAAGAGCAGCUGACCCAAAGUGACUGUAGAUAUUGACUUGUAUAUAUACAAUAACUGACUCGUAUAAGAGUUACUUCCCUUUAUACAGACUCUGCUGACAUAUAUAUAGUGCCUGUUCUCCCUGAUUCAAAACAUUAUUCUACAAGCAAUGACAGUGUGAAGCUUUAAUAUCAUGUAAUUUGUUACUCAUUAAUCAUAUUUUACUUGGAGUUUAUAGGAAAGUGCUAAAUUGUGGUUUUUUGUUAUUUUUUUGUUAAUGUGAAUGUGUCUUAAGUGUGUGCCAUAAUCAAAUCAUUGAAAAAAGUUACCAAGUUACUGAACCCCCAGGUAAAAUAUAUAAAAUACACUGUUUCUGUAAUAUUUAUUCAUUUAUAAGCACAAUGUUGCACUUUUUCUACAACAGUUUAUUUUAUGUGUUUAUUUAUAGUACAUGUAUAUUGAGCCAAAUAUUGUAUAAGAAAACUUGAUACUGCUGAAAGAGGGAAAUAGUUCUGAGUAUGAAUUGUAAUAAUCUGUUAAUGACGUUCUGUUAAAUGUUUCUCAAGUGCUGUAUAAUUUAUUGGCGGUUAAGGAUUUUGAUGUGAUUUAGACUAGGAGAGAAACAGGAAAAUCUUCUCAAUAGAAAUAAAUUAUAA
Saccostrea echinata is the source of this 4279-nucleotide messenger RNA. Its product is annotated as trichohyalin-like. The transcript has 27 exons. Bases 259 to 3516 code for a protein of 1085 amino acids. The record is from RefSeq and is a predicted model, not a curated record. Lineage: Eukaryota; Metazoa; Mollusca; Bivalvia; Ostreida; Ostreidae.